Hipposideros armiger (great roundleaf bat) is the source of this 8125-nucleotide messenger RNA. It is a transcript of the gene AMER3, whose product is annotated as APC membrane recruitment protein 3. Gene Ontology annotation, molecular function: phosphatidylinositol-4,5-bisphosphate binding; beta-catenin binding. Gene Ontology annotation, cellular component: plasma membrane. NCBI's taxonomy places the organism in Eukaryota, Metazoa, Chordata, Mammalia, Chiroptera, Hipposideridae. The record is from RefSeq and is a predicted model, not a curated record. The coding region runs from base 274 to 2715 and encodes 813 amino acids. The transcript has 2 exons. Gene Ontology annotation, biological process: regulation of canonical Wnt signaling pathway.
CCCGCCCCAUCGUCCUCCCACGACUUAACCCUCGCCUGCCUGUCCGCGGCGGCGGCGGCUGCCCAGCCCGGUCAAGGGGCGGCGAGCGGACUUUGGUCCUGGGUCUCUUCCCGCUCGGCGGCGGCGCGCGACGCCGGGAGCUGGCCGUGGUGCUGAGCUCACAGCUCGGGUUGGGGCGCGGCUCCCUGCCCUGCUAAAGCCGGGUUCUGCGACGCUCUGAGAACCAGCAGUAAGUCGCCAAGGCCGCAAGGAGCAGCUGAGGGCACUGGCAGCAUGGAGCUGAAGAGAGGAAAGACUUUCAUCAAGUCCAGCCUGCAAAUUUCCCAUGAGAAACCCCCAGGGCCAGCAGCCACUGCCUCAGCCAAAGAGGAUGCAGCCCCCUGGUCAGUCUCACUGGGAGAGCAACAACAGCUCCACAGUGAGAGGGGCCCCCAAGUCAGUCCCAGCACCCAAGGAUAUAACAAAUGCUCCAAUAAGGGGGUGCAGCCAGAGCCUGGGGAGGGUGCAACAGCCCUCUGUGGGGCCACCUUCAAACUAGCACGAAAGAGUAAGACUCACAAUGGCAUGCCCGGGACUGACAGGGUGGGUGCAGCCACAGGGAAGCUGGCAGGCAGUGAGAGCUUUCCAGGGCCCUCUGGCAGCCAGCACAUGAUAGAUUACCGCCACUUUGUGCCCCAGAUGCCCUUUGUGCCUGCUGUGGCCAAGAGCAUACCAAGGAAGAGAAUUUCCCUGAAAAAACCCAAGAAGUGUUUUCGGAACCUAUUCCACAUUCGCAGAAACAAGACUGAGAACUUGGCCUCGUUGGCGACCAAGGGGGGGAACCUGUCCUCCCCCAGUGGCCCAUCAGAAGCUGGAGGGCAGCUGGGCAAAGCCUUUUUUCCCAUGGGCGAGGGACCAGGGCUGGACAGCUUGUGCCAGGACCUAUCUGACAGUGAGCUCCUGCCCGACUCUUCCUUUGACCUCUGCAGGGCCCUGUGUGAGGACAUGGCCUCACUCAAGAGCUUUGACUCACUCACAGGCUGCGGGGAGAUUUUUGCAGAUGAGAGCUCAGUGCCAUCCUUGGAGCUGAAUGAGGGUCUGGAGAGCCCAGCACAGGUAUCGCAGGCCCUUGAGAGCAAGGUUCACAGGGGUCCCUUCCAGGGCAGCGCAGAGUACCUGGUGUCACCUGUCCAGAAUGAAAUGUCUGACUUUGUCAGGUUCUGGGACAGUGUGAAUCACUCUGUGAGGCAACAGCAGCGUGCCUUAGUGGGCCCAUGGGUGGGGGGUCCUAAGGGAACAGACACAGCCCAGCCCAAGCUGGAUUCAGCUGGGCUUGCCGAACUCCCUCUGUGCCCCUGCAGGGACCCUCCCAGCGGCUCCAAAGCCAGCUCUGUAGACACAGGCACCCCCAAGAGUGAGCAGCCAGAGUCUGUGUCCACGAGUGAUGAGGGAUACUAUGAUGCCUUCUCACCUGGCCUUGAGGAGGACAGGAAGGAGGCCCUGAGCCCAGGCAUCCCUGCUGCCUCGUUCCCUCGUGACAGCUAUAGUGGAGAUGCCCUCUAUGAGCUUUUCUAUGACCCUGGUGAAGGCUCUAUUGGCCGGAACCUGGAUGAUGAUCUGUGCGUGUCUGAGAGUCUGUCAGGGCCAGCACUGGGGGCGCCACUGUCCAUGUGCAGCUUCCACGUGGGGGCAGAGGAGAACUUGGCUCCGGCACCAGGCCCCGACUUGCUCAGCCAGGGCUUCUUGCAGAGCUCCUGGAAGGGCAAGGACUGUUUGCUGAAGCUCUGUGACACUGAGCUCACCGUCACCAUGGGUGUUAUCAACUGGCUCCGCCGUGGCCCUGAGCUCCGAGCCUCGCCUGACCCAGUCCCUGGGGAGCCUACAACCCCACCCAGGGGACUGGUGGAGAAGCUGGGAGCUGGCUCUGAGAAGAAAUGCCCAGGUCCAGUGAAGCUGGAGGGCAGCGGGGCCCGGGCCUCAGAUGCAAGUGGGAUCACAGUGGACUCAGCACCCAGCAGGCAGGAGUUGUGGGUGCACUCAGGUACCAAGGGUCUCCUUGCAGGAGAGGGUGAGGUCCUAGCAGAGGCUGAGCAGGGGACCAGUUCUCUGUCUAAGGACCCAUCUCUGAAGAGUGUGCAGGUCUCUGGGGAAGAAGGGACACGAGGCUGCCGUGAAGACUUGUUCUCCUCCGUGGGGUCUGUGGCCUCUGUGACGACAGACACUUUCAGCAAAAACAAGGUCCCAAACCCCUCUGCCUGGCUUCACUCCCGGGAGCCCAGGCCACCUGGAAAUAUGGAGUGUCUCCAAGAUCCCUGGAGGCCAAGUCUUAAGGGGAGCUCUCCCGAUGCUGUGUCCCCCCUGACUGGUUCUGUGUCCCAGGUUGCGGGCCUGCCAAUCCAUCCAGACUGCCAGCCCCACGCAGCACAGCCCCCCAGGCAGGACACAGGCAGCAGGCUCUGCAGGCAGCCUCAGGCCAGGGGCCUUGACACUCUGCAACAGACACAGUCUAACAGCUUCCCUAGAGUGGCUGCCUUCUGUGGCCUUCCUUCCUUGGCCAGGCCACUCUACAGCCCAGAGGAUCAGUGGUGCCCAGGCCUUGUCUUAGACCUGAGCCGGCUUAGGGUGGAGUCUGCCAGGCUGAAUGUCCAGGCCCAUACCUCUGUGGCGGGCCAGCCCUCACAGCUCAGCUCAAGAGCCAGGGAGCAGGCAGUACUCAAGGGUCAGCUGGACUUGUAGUGCCCCUCAUCCCUGCUGCCCAGCUGAGCCCCUAGGGCCACCUGCCAGGAAUCAUGGGCCUCACUUCUUACAGCCAGUGUGAGGGGGCCCCCUCUGCAAGUGCCCCAGAAAGCUGCUGUGGGUUCUUGGCCCAUGAGAGCUUCCUCUGUAACUAGCCAAAAGUGGGGUGGGAGGCUCUCUAGUCAACAAGGGUGGAGCUCUACCUGCAGAAUGGGCUUGCGCUCCCCAGGAGCUACAUCUUUGUGGCCACAUUCUGGAGAACUUAAGACCCAAAUCUCUAUGUUUGUCCCUGAUGUGAGGACUGUGUUGGGGGUAGGUAGGGGACAGCAGAACUCAGGCAAGUGGGGCAGGGCAUUUUAUUGCUGAGGCAUCCAUGCCUGAACCCCUUAGCCAGACCAGGUACCGGGUAGCCUAAGCCAAAAGACAGCUGGGAAGCUUCCAGUACUCUCAAAGAGUGCCUCACUGAUUUCCCCACAAGGAAAUGAAGAGUCUUGUCUCAGUGUUGGCUGGGAAGGGGCCACAUCUGGGUGCUCCUCAUACAGCAUGCCAGAGAGGAGCUCAACUUUGACACUGAUGGGAAACUGAUUAUAAACAGGAAGUAGAGUGAGCCAACAAGUCUGCAAGAAGUGUGAGUGUGGGAUCUGAGGCUUAGGGGUAAGACACUGACAGUGGGUGACAGAUGGGAUGGGGAGCUGCAUAGAAGUGUCUGCUGACCCCACCCCCACGUGCGCUCCACCUCCAGAACAAGCAACCAUGAUGUACUGGGAGACCCAAAGGGCUUCUCCGUAGGAAUAAGAAGCAGGACCAGCCCCAUCUCAGCAAAAACCUUGAAUCAGCAGACACCAUGUGUUACUGUGCAACCCACCUGCUCCUGGCUGACAGAUGUUGGUGAAUUCUCUUCCACAAAUCAUCCUCUAUAAACAGUAAUUCCUCCCAACUUAUACUCUCUAAUGGAGCCAUGGACAGCAAAACGUUCUUUAGGUGGAACUGACUGAUUCUGCUAUUGGCACCCUCGACACUGCCAGCACCCCUUCCUCCCCUUCAAGAAAACUUACCUUGAAGGGGCUGGUCUCAUCCCUCCACAGCCACAACACAUGCACAGCAACAAACAUUCAGAAUCGUGCUGGGAAAACGUGGCCCGCAUCCUUGAGAAGGGCAAGCAUCCAUUCUGGCCAGUGUUGGGACAGGAGGUGUAAUGACAGACUGCCUGUCAAGGUUCUCUAAGAGGGGAUCCCCCUCACAGACGCACUGCAGUGAGACACAAAGGCUGGGAUGCCACAGGAAGCCUAUGAAAUUGUUUCUGAAGGAAAGGUCAGCAGCAAAGGGGUAGGUCAGAGGACAGGGAUGGGACUGCACACUGAGGGAUGCAGUCAUAGCUGGGCCCAGGCUGGUGCCUCUCCUGGCUGUUUGAGUCUCUGUUUCAGGUGAGAAAAUGCUCUGCAGCCCUCAAUAACACCACUUUGCUGGGGUCGACUGUGUGCAGGACACAGUCAGCCCCUAUAGGCGCAAAAGCUUAUGGUAAGGCCCCUGACUGGCCCACCCAGACCUGGACACAGAGGAAGAUCAGGGCCAGCCUUCCUGGGAAGCUACACUUGACCCCUCCUCUCAGGCCUGCCACAGAUGACUCCAACAAUUACUGAGCCCAGCUGAGAGCAGGAGGCACAUGGCAUCUCUCACCUCAUCCCUGCAUCAGCUUGAGUGCAGCUGUCACCCACAUUGCUCAAACAUAGAGACCAAAGACAGUGCUGAUGUGACUCGCCUGGGGAUGCCCAUGGUGAGUGAGUGGGGUUGAUGGGGUUUGAGACCCACCUGUAACUCCACAGGCUCAGCUAUUCAUCAGGCUCUAGAAUGUCUCUCACUGAGCUCCUGCAGUGAACCCCUCCCCUAAAGCCUUCAUUCCCCCCUUCUUCAAGAGCACAGAUAUCUGAGCAUCCUCUGGGUGCCAGCCUUGUAUCUCCUUGAAAGCAGGCUUAAAACCCUGGGGGCAAGGGGUGCCCCUCAUUUGAUCACCUGUAACUUUGUACUACACCUGAGCAGAACAGGUAUUCAGUAAAUGCUUGUUGAAUGAAUGAAAUAUCAAAAGGUUGUGCAUAGUUUUCUGACUUCUUAUUGACCAUCAGCCUUGUGUCUAGAGAGUGGCAGAGUUAAGGUCUCCCCUUGGCAGAAGUUCUGAUGGUAUUUUCUUGUUGUGACACUGACUGGUGAUGAUGGGGGAGAACCCAGCCAGGCCAAGAUCACUACGGAGGGCAAGCAACAAGGUGGCCCAGGGCCAUGGCAAGGCAUGGUCUACAGUGACCCAUAGCAGGUGGCUACCUGGAAAGAACUUCUGGCGUAGAGGUUCUCAGUCUGGAGAGCAUCUUAGGCAAUCCUGGCACUCUGGAGAUUAACAUUCUCAGCAGUCUGGGUUUCAGCAGUGGCCUGCUAGGCACCUUGUUGGGAAGAUGGAGGAAACCUUCCUCUUGUUUCUAGUGGGUUUCAGGCUCCCUCAGUCCACCUCUCUCUCCAAACCCUUCCCCUCAGGGUGCCCUCCCCUGCAAGAGGGGCCCAGGCAGUGCCAGUCUGACUGGGCUCUGCAACCCUCAAGGAUGUCCUCACUUAGGGGGAGAGGGGAACUACGGAGCCAGUUCCUGGGACAGUCACUUAGCUCAGUGCUGGGAGUGGAAGAGGCCAGUCUGGGGCACUUUCAUAUCUCUGGUCAUUUCUAACUCUCUCAUUUACACAUGGCUGUAGAGGUUAUAGGUUUUGUACUGUAUAAAGUAAACCCUAUGAAGUAGGUCCAGUUGUUCUCAGUUCACAGCUGUCCCACAGAGCCUGAGUGACUCACUCAGGGUCUCACAUUGGUAAGUUGGGAGCUGGGGUUCACCCUGGAGCCUUUGUGUUGUGUGCCUUCCAAUCUCCUGUGGUUACCCUGGGAACUAGGGGUUCCUGAGUAGGAGGCGGGCAGCCCCAGCAUGCUCUAACAGUGGGGCAGCCUUGGGCCCUACAGCAGGGUACCUGUGUGCAGGCCAGGACGGUGAAGAAGACAGCAUAAGGGAGGUGCUGCAAAGGGGUGAGACCAGACAUGCUGGGGAAGAACCUAUGAACCAUAUUGGGGGUGCUGCUUACCUUUCCUGGUUUCUUAUUUUAUUUAUUUACUUUUUAAUGGAAUAGAGAUGCAAAACUCAAAAGUCACAGAAAGGAAAACAAUAAAAAGUAGUCUCCUUUCCUCCUUCACCCUCUGUUGUUUUGAUGAUAAAAUUAAUUACCAUUUUGUACAACCAAUUCAAAUACCGUGAAGUGCUGAGCCUCUUGUUCCUUGUCCUUGACCACUGGAGGUUCUCUCAGACCCUUUCUAUGUUCCUGACAUAAACAUGCAUGAACUUUAAUCUCUUUUACUGCACAACGUAUUGCAGACAUCUUCCUGGCAGGCUCUGGCAGAUGGUAGUUUCUUUAUUCUCUUGAACAGCUGCACAGUAGUCUCCUGUAGGUGACAAUUAAUUUAAAUGCUCUCUUGUUGAUGGGUAUUGAAGUUAUUUUCCAUUUUGCUGUUAUAAACAAUACUGCUCUCACUCUUUUAUUCUCCUAAAUGUUCUGUUUUAAAGUCCUCUUCAAAAAUAUAAAAUGACACUUGCCUCAACAAUGAAAAGAUGCAUAUUUUUUAAAAAUGCAUCCUGAACAGUGCAUCUUGCUUCUGUGUUUCCACCUUACUGCCCUGCUGUCUUGAGUCCCUGAUGUUAAUGUCCUGUGAUCCAGACUGAUAACAGAUAUAGCACACACCCCCAUAUUUGAGAGGGGAAAGGUGUCUUUUGUUGUUGUUAUAUGUAAGACCUUAGAAGUUGUCGUUUCCAUACUUACAACAAGAAAAAGUUAGACAAACUAAAAAUCAGUGACUUUUCUUGACUCAUCGGAGAACUGAGGCUGCAGGAUAAACAGCUUCCUUGAAACACGGAGACAGCUGCAUCCAGAGAACUACAACAACCAAGACCUAGAGCAGAAGCUGAAAGAUGCCAAAAACUGGUAGGAACAGUUAAAGAGUAAUUUUGACAAAUUAUUUCAGGCUAAAUAAGAACCUGGGGGGCUGGGCAGUAAGAGGGGGCUUACACUUUUGUAGGCUUCUCCUCCAGGAGCCACACUAUGUUUUCAAGGUGAGGAUAGAAAAAGAUCCCCCUGUGGGCCUGGCAGAGGGAGAGCAAAAACAGCCGUUGUGAAACCCUCCAGGCCUUUCUUCCUAACAGACCUACCUCACAAGGGAGGGAUUUCUCCAGAGAGCUAUUCUAAAGCCAACUGAAGGAAGGGAAUGCACACCUAUUCCAGUCCUCUCAAGCCUUCAUGUCUCACGUAAGGUAAUAAAUAAAUAAAUAAAUACAUACAUACAUACAUACAUACAUACAUAAAUACAUAAAUAAAUAAAUAAAUAAAUAAAUAAAUAAGCAAGAGAUGGGCAAAUUGGAAAUAGUAGGCCAGAAAGGACUAGGGCUUUUGAAGGUUUAAGUCCACCCCUGAGGCACAGGCUUACAAAACACUGAAACUUAAUUAGAAGCUUAGAAGAUAAGAGAACCAACACUCUCCUCCUUACCCCACUCACUCACCCUAUCACCACACUAAUAAGCCUCUAGUAAUAAUAACAGUGGAUUACAAUUAAAAGAGAAAGAGAUUGUCUCUAAGGACCAGAACAAAAGAAAACCACAAGAAGCCUCUAGAGUAAUAUUUAGCCUCUGGUGCCUAUAUCUAUGACAAAUAUUAAAACACCCCAACUCUUAGCCAGAUUAACAUAAAUCCUUAUACUAAAAACCUAUUUACCUCAGUAUCUACUGGGUUGUUGGAAAAGUCAUGAAGUAUUUUUUCUAUGUUUUUUGUUGCAAAAAUGCAUCAUGACUUUUCCGACAACCCAAUAUUACCCUAUAUAACAUUUUAACUGAAAAUUAUAAAGCCUGCUAAAAGCAAGAAGAAACAAAGUCUGAAGGACAAAGCUAUCAUCAUAACUAGACUCACAGAUGUUGGAAUUAUCAGAUAAAAGUUAGAAAAUAAGUUUGAUCAAUUUGUUUAGAGCUUUAAUAAAAAAUUAGAUAGCAUGCAAGAAAAGGUGGUAAUAUAAGUUGACAGGAAGGGUUUUAAGAAAGAAAUCAAACGAAAAUUCUAGAAAUCAAAAACGUAACAAAUGAAGAAUUCUUUUCAUGGGGUUAUCAGUAGACAACAUGGCUGAGUAAAAAAUCAGGGAGCUUUAUUACAAGAUACCUUGAGACAGAUGAAAAUGAAAGUCAACAUGCAAAAACAUAUGGGAUGUAAGAGGGAAAUUUAUAUCUGUAAUGCAUACAUUAAAAAAGAAGAAAGAUAUCAAAUUGAUAACCUAAUUUUAUACCUUAAGGAACUAGAAAAAGAAGAGAAAACUAACCCAAAGCCAGUACAAGGAAGAAAAGAAAAUGCAUGGAGA